GCAACUCCAAAUCCAAAAUCCUCUUGUACCGUCGGUAAACUUUUUUAUUUAAAACAAGUCGUUCGUGAACUCGCUUGGGUUUCUGUUUGACAAUGGUCGGUUGGAAAAAACUUAUUCUUGCAGGCAUCGCCGCCGUGGCAGGUGUCAUUAGUCUUGACAAAUAUCGGCUGGUCCCUAGACAAUUUCUUUCGUAUCGUAUCCGUACGUUUGUGAGUACCGGUACUUUACUUGUUGCUGCUGCUUAUGGAACGGUUAUGUCUGCUAUUUGUCGUUGUUUUGGACGAGCCAUCAUGGGCCAAUAUUUGACUUCACGGAUGUACUAUUGGCUGGGAGGAACCAUCCUCGGUAUUAAAAUUCGCGUUUUGAACCAUGAUAUACUGAAGAAGAGAGCUCGUGCUGUGUUGAUUGUUAACCACCAGAGCGAACUGGAUAUUAUGGUAAUUGGCAGAACGUUUACACCAUACUGCUCUGUGAUUGCCAAGAACUCACUCAGAUACGUCCCCUUUUUAGGCUGGUUCAUGAUUCUCGCCGACGUUGUCUUCAUCAAUCGUGCUAAGCGUGGUGAAGCAAUCAAGAUUUUCGCCAAUGCUGCCGAGCGUAUGAAGCGUGAGGAAAUUAAGACGUGGGUUUUUGCUGAAGGUACUCGCUCCUACGCGACGGAGCCCAAGAUCCUCCCUCUUAAGAAGGGUGCUUUCCAUUUGGCCUUGCAAGCAGAUGCUCCUAUUAUUCCUAUUGCCGUUCAAAACUACUCGCACAUUUUCCACCCUCCUACCAAGCACAUCCAGCCCGGUACCUUUACCAUCAAGGUCCUUAAUCCUAUUUCGACCAAGGGAAAGACCACUGCUGAUAUUCCCGAGUUGAUGGCUCAAACAACCAAGGCCAUGAACGAUGCCCUCGUCGAACUUGACAGCUACGGCAAGAACGUGAAGAAGGACAACUAAACUUAACUAAGACAUGACGAAAUAGAACCAGCAUAUGAAGAAUCUGUGAGUGGGUGGUGGAAUGGGAGGAUGUAUUUGUUGUG
This is a messenger RNA of Schizosaccharomyces japonicus yFS275, 1024 nucleotides long. RefSeq names its product 1-acylglycerol-3-phosphate O-acyltransferase. Gene Ontology annotation, biological process: phospholipid biosynthetic process. The transcript has a single exon. Bases 93 to 941 code for a protein of 282 amino acids. Gene Ontology annotation, cellular component: membrane. The record is from RefSeq and is a predicted model, not a curated record. Gene Ontology annotation, molecular function: 1-acylglycerol-3-phosphate O-acyltransferase activity; acyltransferase activity. Lineage: Eukaryota; Fungi; Ascomycota; Schizosaccharomycetes; Schizosaccharomycetales; Schizosaccharomycetaceae.